AUGAGCAUUUCAACUGUGGCACAAGGGAAACGCAAAGCAACAAGUAAUGCCGAGACUAAAGACCGAGCCCUUGCCACGCGGAAUCGAGUGAUCGAGGUUCUGGCUGGAACCGCUAAUGGCUGUCUCUCCGAACUUGGAUAUUUCCCCGGAAUGCCCCAAAGGAUGGCAGAGAUGGAGCAACAGAAUCGUCAAUGGCAAACAGAAAACGUGAAACUUUUUGAAGACAAUCGACGUCUUGUGGAAGUUAUCCGCUCACAGAACGAACGACUAGAUUGGUCAAGGCUACCGGACGCAAACAGGAUCGCUAAGAUCAUUGAGCUUCAGGAAGAAAACCGGUUCCUAAAGUCGCAAAGGGACGAACUACUCAAGUUGGCUGCGAUGCCAGGGGGCGCGCAAACACGUCAACCAAGUUACGAACAGCUCUACGCGGAAUACUGUAAACUCGCAGAAGCGCAUCGUGGCGUAUUGAGUGAGGUAAAUCGCCUCAAGCAAAAAAAUAGCGCUCAGUCUCAGCAGAACGCUGGUGCGGGUCAACUGUCACUGUCCAAGCCCAACUCUCGUACUCAAACUCCACGUAUCCCCUCAAAUACGCCAUCCAUGCAUCAAACACACUCGCAAAUGCAGCCGCCUUCUCACAAUAUCCUGACUUCAACUUCUGCUCAAGGCACAAAUGUUAAAGCUUACCAGCAACACCCCAUGCAGUUGACGCAAACCCAACGCGCGUUCUACCAGCAGAAACCUCAAAAAACUCCCGGAUCUUCCAUCUCACCAGCCUCGCAAGUUUCUGGAAAAGAAACAGCUCCAGCUCAAGCCCAAGUAAUCUCUGCUACCCCAUGUAUUUCUUUUUCACCAACUAACUCCCCAUGUUUAAGCAAAAUCUGA
Messenger RNA from Laccaria bicolor S238N-H82, 882 nucleotides. RefSeq lists its product as uncharacterized. Bases 1 to 882 code for a protein of 293 amino acids. The transcript has 3 exons. NCBI's taxonomy places the organism in Eukaryota, Fungi, Basidiomycota, Agaricomycetes, Agaricales, Hydnangiaceae. The record is from RefSeq and is a predicted model, not a curated record.